AUGCAUAUGACUGAAGCCAAACUAUUUUGGGAGCAAACGUUGCGUGGUUACAAUGGUGAAAAACAUUUUCCCUUUCCUUAUGAUCAUCCACAGCGGCUUACUUCUCCUCGUUCUGGUCGUGGAGCAACUGUUUCUUUUGAACUCGAUACAGAAUUAGUACAGCUAAUAACCAGCUUUGCCCAUCAAUCCAAGGCUUCAUUGUACCAAGUGUUUCUUACUACCUAUUUUGCUUACUUAUUUAAACUGGCUCAAAACGAGUCAGAUUUGUGUGUGUUAAGUGUUGUUGCCAAUAGACCUCUUCGCGAGCUUCAUUCUAUGGUUGGUAUGCUUGUCAACAUGAUUCCUUGUCGUUUACAGCUUGAUCCUCAAUGUUCAUUCGACGAACUUCUUGUUACUGUUCAAAAUCUUCUUAUCAAUGCGCUUGUUCAUUCUCAAUUUCCCUAUCAGAAAAUCGUAUCAUCAAUGCCGAUUUCCGUCAAUACUGAAUUCUUGUAUGAAACAAAAGAAGAAUAUGGCGCAAGUGAGAGUAUUUCAUUGGUUGACGACAUUCAUUUGACUCGUGUUGACUCGUUGGAUGGAAGCAACACUCAAAUAGCCAUUUUUGAUCUUAUUAUCACCGUUCGACACGAUCCAGACAAUAAAAGUAUAAAAGUAUUAUUCAAUUAUUCGCAAGAUCUAUUUGACAAAUGCACGAUAAAAACAAUGACAGAGCGUUUUCACAUUCUUCUACGACAAUUGUUUGAACAGAAUACUGAACGACAACAACCAAUUUUUAGUCUUUCAUUGCUCUUAUCUAAUGAAGUACAGCUUCGACAUGAACUCAACAGCACUUAUUUGGACUAUAGUCGUUCACUCAAUUGUCUACCAGAAGAUUUUGCUCGACAUGUAGACAUGCAACCUCAAAAAGUAGCUAUUGUACUGGAUGAACAAUCCGUAACAUAUGGUGAACUUCUUCACAGUGUGAAUCAACUUGCGUUUCGUCUAUCGACUGAAUUCAACGUUCAACUAGGUGAUAUUGUUUGUCAAUGUGUUGAACGAUCGAUAGAGAUGAUUGUUGGUCAACUAGGUAUUCUUGCGUGUGGUGCUACUUAUGUGGCUUUGUCACCGAAUGAUCCACCCUCGCAUCUUGCCAUUCUUAUUCAGCAGACUGGGUCUCGUCUUAUUCUUGUUCAACCAACGACACGUGAUAAAUUUGAAAGCAUCAUAACAACAUUACAUGUGACCUAUGAUAUACAAACGGACGAGCUAGCGCCUCCUGUUGGAGUGAAACUCGAUAAUCUGGCUUAG
Messenger RNA from Rotaria sp. Silwood1, 1287 nucleotides. The record is from the annotation of a GenBank genome assembly. NCBI's taxonomy places the organism in Eukaryota, Metazoa, Rotifera, Eurotatoria, Philodinida, Philodinidae.